GACUUCAAAAACUUAGGGAAAAUGUUAAAAAUGCUAUGCUGAUUAAAGGGGGAAAUGCAAAUUUACUGGUGACACAAGUACUUAGAGAUGUGUAUGCACUGACAAAACCAUACGGCGUUCUGUAUAAAAAGAAAAACAUUACAAGACCAUGUGAGGAUCAGACAUCAUUGGAAUUAUUUUAAAAGAAGUCAGAUUGGUCUUUAUUUAUGUUUGGCUCCCAUAAUAAGAAGUGGCUGAAUAAUCUAGUAAUAGGUCGUGUGUAUGACUACCAUGUGCUGGAUAUGAUCGAAUUAGGUACUGAGAAGUUUGUCUCUCUACAAGACAUCAAGAAUAGUAAAUGUUCUGAGGGAACAAAACCCAUGUUAAUAUUUGCUGGUGAUGAUUUUGAUGUAACAGAAGACUACAGAAGGCUAAAAAAUCUUCUUAUUGAUCUCUUCAGAGGCCCCACAGUAUCAAAUAUCCGCCUGUCUGGUUUAGAGUAUGUUCUGCAUUUCACUGCACUGAAUGCGAAGAUUUACUUUCAAGGCUACAAGUUGCUGUUGAAGAAGUCUGGUUGUAAAACACCAAGGAUUGAAUUGGAAGAGAUGGGGCCCUCAUUGGAUCUGGUUCUGAGGAGGACAUAUCUGGCAUCAGAUGAUCUUUACAAAUUAUCUAUGAAAAUGCCAAAAGCCCUCAAGCCAAAGAAGAAGACAAAUGUCUCCCAUGACACUUUUGGCACAACUUAUAGAAGGAUUCAUAUGCAGAAGCAAGACCUAAGCAAACUACAAACCAGGAAAAUGAAGGGGUUGAAGAAGCGACCUGCAGAAAAGAUAACAGAAGACCAGGGGAAAAAAAUCAAAGAGAAUUGA
Herpailurus yagouaroundi (jaguarundi) is the source of this 848-nucleotide messenger RNA. RefSeq names its product ribosome production factor 2 homolog. The transcript has a single exon. Lineage: Eukaryota; Metazoa; Chordata; Mammalia; Carnivora; Felidae. Gene Ontology annotation, cellular component: nucleolus. Gene Ontology annotation, biological process: maturation of LSU-rRNA from tricistronic rRNA transcript (SSU-rRNA, 5.8S rRNA, LSU-rRNA); ribosomal large subunit assembly. Gene Ontology annotation, molecular function: rRNA binding. The record is from RefSeq and is a predicted model, not a curated record.